UAUUUUCUUAAAUGUGUUUACCCGUGAACAGGAUUUAUAUGUGAUUUAUGUAGCUAACAGGGCAGUUCAAAUCAUUAUAGAUUUAUUAUAUAUACAAGUAUUCUCUUAAAAAAAUGAGUAGUUGUAAGUGGCAGUGUAGCGUAUUUGUGUGUUAUAAUACAGUUUGUAACUAAAAGGGGUAAAUAAUGUUUAAGGGGUAAAUAAUGUUUACAUGGAUUGGGCUGGAUGGAUUAGAUAAACAUUUGAUACAUCUAUUGUGCAUAAUUCGAUUAUUACCUUACACAGAGACCAGGAUGCAGGAUCACGUGACUUUGUUGGAUUCCCAAUGAAAAUUAACACACCGAGAUUCUCUCCAACGCCUCUUACGAGACUAAAUGUUCAGGCUUCUCAGGGCAUGCGUCGUACUUUAUUGGAUCCAAUGUGAUGCGAGUAUGUACUAUGAGCACAACAACAUGACAUGCAUCAUGUGUACUCCGGGGUCACAUUGGGUUGGUCAUUGCUUGACCGACGGAGCGUCUGCUAAGUGCGUCCCUUGUCCAGACAACCACUACCUCCCUUACGACAACAGAGCGUAUUCUUGUCAGGCAUGUAGGAUAAGUUGUAGGAACCAGAAUCACGAGGACGAGAGUGUUCAGAGAGAAGUUAUAGUACAGCCCUGUACUACUAUCUCUGACUUGAAGUGCCAAUGUAAGGAAGGUUUCUGGAGAAAAUCCGGGGCUUAUGGCGUGUGUCUUCUUGUGUCGACAUGUGAUCAAGGACAGGGCGUUAAAACCAAAGCUACCCCAAACAGUGACACAGUAUGUGAGGAUUGUAUUGAUGGAGAAACAUUUUCAAAUGUGUCAUCAACAACAGAACAAUGUCUUGCAUGCUCCACAUGCGGCACGGAUGAAAUCGAUCAGCGUUCUUGCACCUCAACUGAGGACACUAUAUGUGCUCUGUGGGUUACAACUGAUCGCAAGGAGCUGAUUUGGGGCCUUGGUGUUGGAAUUUCCUUGCUGGUCGUGGUGUUUGUAACAAUUGGUGUUGGGCUUUGUGUCUGCUGUUGCUGCCGACGUGCUAAAAGUGAUCCAUCAAAUCAAGUUGAACUUCUAGUCAAUAAUGUCUGUACGCACGAAGUCGUCAAUAGAAGUGGAAACCGAGCACAUGGGACUGCUGUUCAGGGACAAAGACCUGAGGAAAAUGGGAUAUUCACACACUUGUUGAUCGAUGAAACAAAUACAAAUGACACUGCAUCUCGUAAGGAGUCGGUUCAAGUUAUUGUUAGUCACGCCCGCAAUAGAGGUAAUGCCAGUGGAUCUGCUUCACAGGCAAAUGGGGCGUCUGUCAACGAUAUUGCUUCGCACACCGUUAGUGCUCAAGACAACGAGAACGAGACUGAAGAGCCUAUCGUUGAAAAUGGGCAACUUUGUAUUGAUAAUGCAUACAUACGCAAGGGAAGAGCUGCAAAUGUGAUACCUGAUGGAAAAAAAGCUGGUGCUAAAAACAAACCAUCCGAUGCUUCCGACCCAGAACUGUUUAGUGACUCUGCUAUAUCAGUUGUUGGGGAGGAAGAGAAGCUAGUGCGUGAGCAGUGCUACAAACUCUUUCGUGCUUGGGAAAAUAAUCAGACCGAUGUCCGAGAACUACCAGCCAUGGAAAUCCCAUUGGAACUUGUCAGAAGAUUGACGUCAAUGUUUCGGGAAGACACUGCCAUGAAUUGUUCAUGUACAUGCCUGGAAAUAUUAGAACGUUAUGAAAACGCGUGGUUUCGAAAAUGCAGACAUAUAAAUACACGCACAUAGUGACUUCUCAUUAUGUAUUAUUUGUUCUGAUUCAGAUUCCUGUAAAUAUAAAAUGUGUGUUACUUGUUAAAUUUUAAAUAAAAUAAUUAUGUUUCAUUGCGUAUGUUCGAUUUUAUCAUAGUUUUAUGUCAUGUUAUUUAAAUGUAUAUGUUAUGGCAUUGUUUUAUAAGAUGCACUGGUCACGACCAAUUGGCUUAUCUAUCAUAUUGUUUAAAGUUAAUAAUAAACUUGCUCACUGACAUAAACGUAACCACUGCUACCAAUAUUCAUUGUGUGUACUUGUGCUCUUGUUCCAUUUCAAUGUAUUAUAUCGCAGUGUUAAUAAAAAUAAUGUACAGA
Dreissena polymorpha is the source of this 2120-nucleotide messenger RNA. RefSeq lists its product as uncharacterized. Bases 375 to 1781 code for a protein of 468 amino acids. Gene Ontology annotation, biological process: signal transduction. Gene Ontology annotation, molecular function: protein binding. NCBI's taxonomy places the organism in Eukaryota, Metazoa, Mollusca, Bivalvia, Myida, Dreissenidae. The transcript is spliced from 7 exons. The record is from RefSeq and is a predicted model, not a curated record.